Paraphaeosphaeria sporulosa is the source of this 1667-nucleotide messenger RNA. RefSeq lists its product as uncharacterized. The transcript has 2 exons. The record is from RefSeq and is a predicted model, not a curated record. NCBI's taxonomy places the organism in Eukaryota, Fungi, Ascomycota, Dothideomycetes, Pleosporales, Didymosphaeriaceae. Bases 139 to 1284 code for a protein of 381 amino acids.
GUGCCCCAUACACGCAGCAAGAAGCGAAAUGGAAACGAAUCUGCAGUAGCGACAAGCCUGCGGCAAUCGUCCCCAGUGCCAGCAUCGAGCAAUAGAAGGCUUGCUGCAGACGAUGGAGAUCGGCUAGUUCGCAGUCAGAUGCCCACCCAGUCUGGAGUAACUCAUAAGCCGGCAGAUGCACUAGAAGUUUCCAGCCUGAAUCCCCUCUCCAAUGGGUUGUUGCAUACGCGCAAUGGCGCGAACAGCAAGGUGCAUGCGCCAACGUCUGUUCCUCCACAUGAUCUGCUUGUGAAGAACUCGGCGAUCGGAGCUCAGCAAAUUUCAAGCAGCGGCGCACCAAAUACCGUGGAUCUUCUCCAUCAUAAUACUCCAUCGAGCGCUCGUUCAAAUGGCAAAGAAGAUCUGGCGAAUGGUGGAGUUACAGCUACGCUGUUAUCGCGGGACUCUAUCCGUACACUGAGAACUGUAGGAAGUAGGGAACAUUUUUCUAUAUCAGCGACCCGAGAUUCGGGAGAUAAUUUCUUGACACCUCGUCCCCGUAUGAGCAUGAACUCGAACGAUGGAGCAACCGCAUCUCGGCAUUCGAUCGAUCCACGCGACAGCAACCUAGUAGCUACCCUAGCAGAGACCCUGAAUAUGGUAGGCGCCCGAUCGUCCAAGACCGUCGUCAUCCCACGGUCGGCCUGGGCUUCUGGCUGGGGUCUACGCGACAAUAUAUUUGACAUGAAGACCGACAAGCGAUCGGCAACAUCGCCCUGGCAACCGAUUGGAAACGCAUUGACAGAAUCCAAGAGGGAUGAAAUGUCCCCUACAAGCAUGCAAAAUCCCGAAGAGAAUGGUUCAGCAUUGCCACGAGCACUUCCCCAGCAAUCGAUCAUCGAGAGAGCGGUCGUGACACUACACGAGGGAAUCGCUGCCAGUCAGAGAAUCGAGAUUCCUCAAAAUUUCUCGGACAUAUCUCGCACUCGGCCAACUUUUGACAGUAUACUGCCUGCCGAUCGCACUUUGGCCCGAGAAACAGACCUGGUAGAUAGUCUGGAGCCAGCCUUCCUUGCGCGCAAGAGGAUGGAGCGCACAGACCGUCGAGAGAUCCAAAAGCAAAGAAUGACCCACGCAAGGACGGAAAAGGGGGAAAGGGGGGGAAAGGGUGGGAAAGCUGGAAGCAGAUCUGGUGGUGGUCAAGGGCAGUCACAGGAACUUCAAUUUCUGGAAGAAAAAAGCUGCGAAAGAGCUACAGAUCGGUGCAGAGAUGGGACUGAUAAGUGCUGCAGUCGCGAUGUUUGACAAACGACAGAUUCGGACUGUCAUACCAAAUCGCUACUUACGCACUAAAAGGAACCUCCGGCGGAUUGUUACUUUCCCUGGCACAGUUGAGAUGAUGUUGAAUGCUCCCAUCACCGCUGUGAAGAAUGCUUACAGGGAGCAUACCGCCGAGGAGUUACAUACCUCGAGAGUAGUCUUUUGGACUGAUGGCUCAGCUGCCGGCAGUCGCCACUCGGGAAGACCGCGAGGGUUCGCGGUGACAUGGCGUCGAAGCACAGCGACUGGUUGGGGACGCUGCGAGGCGAUGGGGUUUCAAGUCCAAGGCGAGCUCCCAGAUUCCGAUUCUAUGGAGACCUUAGCGGUCAUGAAAGCAAUUGCCAAAGCUUAUGACUUAGCUCGCGAGA